GAUCACCAGAUGGAAUGUUGAUGCUUUGGCUUGCUUGUGGAAUUUGAGCUGUUCCUCGAGGUCCAGCAUCAGCAGCUAAUACUUGAAGAGACCAGUUUUCCUGCCUUUGAUCUUGUUGAGGGUCUCACCUGCUCUGUCAAAAUCAAUGGUCUCUUCGCCUGCUUGAUUCCUGUAUCGGUGGAUUCUACUGCUGUGUUCACGACCUGGUCAUGCCUUCAUGUGUACCUCCCCUCUUCAAGUGCUUUGGUGCAGCAACUUAAGCUUUCCCACUUGGAGCAAAGUAGACAGACCGGUACAUCUGCCUCACACCAGAAAUGGAUCUUUUAUGGGCUGGGAAUCAUGGAUCAUCUGAGUGAGGAAUUUGAUCAGGUUGGGCUCUGCCUUUCACAACUUAGUCCAGGUGCUGUUAAUUUAUUUGUGUCUCCUGAUUUGUCCUCACUGCAGGUGGCACCCAGAGAGAACAGAGGAGCAAACCAAGAUUUUUCUACUACUGGGGUGCAGAAGUUGGUUUCACCCUGAUCAGCAGUGGGAGAGGGUGUACAAGUAACAUUUCCUAAAUCUAAUUCCUGUUCCUCCCCAGGUUCUGCUUCAGGUUCUGCUACAGGUUCUGCUACAGGUUCUCCAACAGGUUCAGGUCUGGGAUCCAUCGGGACAAAGACUCGGUCCAACAGUUGUUCCAGCAGCUUAUUGGCAUGGUCUGGCUUUGUUUUGAUUUUCAGCACACAGGUGGGUUGUCCUCCUGAGACUUGAAGCUCUGUGAUGUUUGUGUUUUGUUUGUGUCGAAACAUCCAGCAAAGAAGUAUCACAGCUAUCAGGACCAUCAGCAGAACCACCAGGGAUGCACAGAAGAUGCCAAAGCUCACAUCCUGGGUCAUCAUUAUACAUUGUACAACUUGCAGUUAGCACGCUGUAUGUCUUGGGUUGUUGGGGACAUCCUUCAAACGAACAUCAAAGGACAGUGGCAAGCAACUUUAACUUGUAGCAGACUGGUUAAUUUCCUUUCAUGUCCUUAAUAUCUAGUCUUCUAACAAUGAAACAACCUGCUUAUUCAUUUAAGGUUGUUUUUGUGUCACUCGUUAUGCAUUAUUAAGUCAUGUAAUAGAUCAGUCAUCUUUUCAAGACUGAAUAUGAUCCACUUUGGUGUGAAACCACUUUUUGGAGGGGAAACGGUGAGAAGCAUCCAGAAGAAAAACCAAACAAAAGUGCCCCACUUGGAGGAUUACUUGCAACAGAGGGACUUCCUUGGGGCCCUGACACUGUUGGAGUUUCAGAGAAGUAUUGGAGAGAAUGUGAAGCAUGCCGACCUCUGGAUUGGCUACUGUGCCUUCCACUUAGGUGAUUUCAAAAGAGCUAUGGAGGAAUACCAGUCUCUGACCAGAGACCCUGAAUGUCCUGCCGAGGUGUGGGCCUAUUUAGCCUGUUCCCUCUUUUUUCUUGGGCUCUAUAAAGAGGCGGAGGAAGCUGCGUGUAAGGCUCCAGUGUCCCCCCUCCAAAACAGGCUCCUCCUCCACUUGGCUCACAAGUUUAACGCUGAGAAAAACCUGAUGGAAUUUCACAAGAACCUGAAGGAUACUAUAGAGGACAAUCUAAGCCUGGCAUCCAUUAACUACAUGCAUUCCCACUACAAUGAAGCUAUAGAUAUCUAUAGACAGCUUGCACUGCAGAAUGGAGAUUUCCCAGCCCUGAACAUGUACGUGGCUUUGUGCUACUACAGGCUGGGCUACUAUGAAAGGUCCCUGGAAGUCUUAAAUAUGUACUUGCAGAGCAUCCCUGACUCCACCAUUGCUAUUAACCUCAAGGCCUGCAACCACUUCAGGCUUGACAAAAGUAGGGCAGCAGAGGCUGAGUUGAAGAACCUGAUCAAUUCAUCCUCCUGCUCCUUUCAGUUUGCUAAGGAGCUUAUCCAACACAACCUGGUGGUGUUUUGUGGUGGGGCGGGGGCAUUGCAGAUGUUGCCACCAUUGAUCAAUGUGAUCCCCGAGGCCAGACUCAACCUGGUCAUCUACCAUCUCAGACAAGAUAAUUCCCAAGAAGCUUACAACCUCAUCAAAGAUUUGGUCCCCACCACACCUCAGGAGUACACUUUGAAGGGAGUGGUGAAUGUCACAUGGGGACGAGAAAUUGGAUCAAGGGAUCACUUGAAAAUCGCACAGCAGUUCUUUCAGCUGGUCGGAGGCUUGGUCACCGAAUGUGACACUGUUCCUGGCAGACAGUGCUUAGCAUCCUGCUUUUUCCUCUUGAGACAAUUUGAAGAUGUGCUCGUCUAUCUUAACUCAAUCAAGAGGUACCUUUAUUAUGAUGAUACCUUUAACUUUAACUAUGCACAGGCUAAAGCAGCCCUUGGCUACUACAAAGAAGCUGAGGUCAUUUUUCAGCUUGUUCAAAGUGACAAGAUCAAGAAUGACUACAUUUACCUCAGCUGGCUGGCACGAUGCUACAUCAUGAACCAGAAGGGCCAGCUUGCCUGGGAGCUUUACCUGAAGAUGCGCACCUCCUCUUAUUCCUUUAGUUUCCUGAAGCUCAUCGCCAGUGACUGCUACACGAUGGGCCAGUUCUACUAUGCAGCCAAGGCAUUUGAUGCACUUGAGAAGCUACAACCAGAAUCUAACUACUAUGAGGGAAAAAGAGGGGCUUGUGUUGGCGUCUUCCAGCUCAUCCUGGCAAAUAAGGAGCCUAAGGAGACACUAAAGGAGGUGGUCCACCUGCUGCAAAACUCUGGCAACCCACAGGUUGAAUACAUCAUCCGAACUUUGAGGAAGUGGGCCAAAGACAAUGGAGUCAUCCUCUCAUAAAGGUCGUCAUUAUUCACCGCACUAUAGGCCUACAUAAAGUCGUUAGACAACUCAAUGUUGUUUGACAGGUUGAAAUUAGUUUGUGGGCAAAGGCGUUGGUUGGGCUACAAACGCUCCUCUUUCUCCUCCUACUGGCCUGGACAUGAUCCAGCAUUGAUCCAUUUAAAAUUGGCAACUACAACAUAAAUAUAAGAAACUAAUAUUUUUUUUAUUAUUGCUAUUAUCAAAGGAAUUGCAUUUGCUGCUGGUGCAAAUACACCCUGACACAUUUGAGUAUUUUAUUACAAAUCAAAAAGAAAGCAACAUUUCUGUCAUGGGGCCUUAACCUUUUCAGCUGUAACUAA
Molecule: messenger RNA, 3136 nt
Organism: Solea senegalensis (Senegalese sole)
Lineage: Eukaryota; Metazoa; Chordata; Actinopteri; Pleuronectiformes; Soleidae
Product: intraflagellar transport protein 56-like
Exons: 2
Coding region: 1128-2792 (554 amino acids)
Biological process (GO): intraciliary transport involved in cilium assembly; intraciliary anterograde transport
Cellular component (GO): intraciliary transport particle B; ciliary basal body; ciliary base
Molecular function (GO): protein binding; intraciliary transport particle B binding
Source: RefSeq, a predicted model, not a curated record